Molecule: messenger RNA, 1390 nt
Organism: Eriocheir sinensis (Chinese mitten crab)
Lineage: Eukaryota; Metazoa; Arthropoda; Malacostraca; Decapoda; Varunidae
Gene: mRpL3
Product: 39S ribosomal protein L3, mitochondrial-like
Exons: 9
Coding region: 317-1297 (326 amino acids)
Biological process (GO): translation
Cellular component (GO): ribosome; mitochondrial large ribosomal subunit
Molecular function (GO): structural constituent of ribosome
Source: RefSeq, a predicted model, not a curated record
AUCUCGCCCCAGACCGAGACUCAGGGACAGCGAAGAGGGCAGCCGGCCAGCGUGGACUAGAAUAUUAUGAAGUACUUCCAGUGAUAGGUGAUAUCAUGGCGCUGUCUAAGCUACAGUUCAUAGUCAGCACGAGGAAAAACAACCUAGUUGACAGCACUACCUGAGUGGCUCACAUUCUCAGUUUCUCACGGGUUCUGGACAUGACGAGUGGUGGCCAGUGUCGCGUGCACAGGGGUACGCCAUACCGGGAAGAGAUAUACAGCCAUCUACAGGCAGUACGCAGGGGUUGCCGUUAUGUGUGAAUCAAGUGCGAAGUAUGUCCAGGGUUAAGAGACGGCACUCUCUUCCUCCAUUUUGGUUGCCCAAAACUACCCGCACAAUAUAUCCUGAGCACAUUACAUCAGAGAAUGAAAGCUUUGUGAAGGAUGUCAUUGAAGAACAGUUUUCCUCUCCUCUGAAGGUGAACCCUUGGGAGAGAGGAGAGUGGGACAAAAGCUCACUGAGAUGUGGAGUAAUUGCUCGAAAAAUUGGUAUAUAUCCAAUGUGGACUAGAGAUGGCUCAAGAAUGUUGACAACACUUUUACAGGUUUCAGAAAACCAUGUGAUCAAGUAUAUUCCACCUGAAGAUCUGAUUUCUCAUGGCACCAAACGAAGGUAUAGAGAACUUGGCGCUCUGGUGGUUGGUGCUGAUUCUCUUGACCCCCGAAUAAUCACAAAAGAAUAUUUCAGUAUGUUUUCUGAAACUGGUAUAAUGCCCAAAAAGAAGAUGAGCAAGUUUCUUAUCACACCCAAUGCAAAGUUGCCCCCAGGGACUCCUCUCUACGCUUCCCACUUCCAGCCUGGGAAUUAUGUAGACAUUGCUGGCACCACAAUCGACAGAGGGUAUCAGGGGGUAAUGAAGCGGUGGGGAUUCAAAGGCAUGCCAGCCUCCCAUGGAGUAACAAAGAGCCAUCGCCGGGGAGGGACGAUAGGCAGUGGAGGUGAGAAAGCCAGAGUUAUUCCUGGCCAGAAGAUGCCGGGCCACAUGGGAAGAGAGAAGAGAAUUCUACGGGGUCUGAAAAUAUGGCGAGUGAACACUCUCCACAAUGUUCUCUGGGUACAAGGUCCGGCUGUUCCAGGAGGUGUAGGUUCCUAUGUUUACAUAUAUGACUCCAUACUCCCUCAUCGCCAACCCACGUCUGAGAAUCAUCCACCAUUCCCAACUUUCUUUCAAGAUGAGGAGGAUAUAGAGGAAGAACUAUAUGAUGAAGAAUUGCAUGCAUUUAAUCAACCUUCCAUUCAGUUUGCUGAGAAGUGAAGAAUUUGUAUAAUUUCCUAUUUUGGGAAUAUAAGUAAAUUCUUGUCUUGUAACAAUUUGUAUAUAUGUUCAUAUUAUAUAAGCUUAAACAUU